UUGUUUUUAGACCAAACUUGAGAAAAGUUGCGCUGGUUCCGAAAGCGCUGUGUGUGUGUUUGUGUGUGUGUGUGUGUGUGUGCACGCACGCGCGCAGUGUCUGUGUGUGCGCAGUGUGUGUGUGUGUGUGUGUGUGCGCGCGCGUUAUGGUGUGAGGAGUAAACUGUCAUUUGUACGCGCAGAUAGAACCAUACAUGGAGGCAGGAGUGCACUGAAAAGCACGGUCCGGGCCGGAGUCGGAACAUAUUUAACAUUGUUCAGAGUAGCUGCCAACUUCGGGCCGCUGCUGUUUCUGCCGUGGAAUGUCGUAAACACGGCGCCUAAACUCUGCGGGAUGGGUAUUAUGUGUUCGGUCGGGUGUGAGCACAGUUCUCCGGUGGCUCGUGUGUGCGCCAGACCUUUGUGUUGAUCGUCGGCUCCACGGGACCGGGGAGGUGCCAUGUCCGUGCAGCUGCUGCAGCCUGUCAUCAGCCUUUCUGUUUGCGUGUGAUGGCCCAGUGCGGCCCCGCAGAGCCCGGCCCCGGCGCUAACUCCUCUGUGGAGCCCAGUGGAAAGCCGGUGCUGUUUGAGAUCUUUGGGGAAAUUUGGACUGUGCAAGCCCGGCUCGGGCAGGGGGUGUCCGCCUCCGUGUACCAGGUGAGCUCCGGGAGAGCCAGCACCGCAGCUGUCAAAGAGUUUCAAGCCGAGUCUCAUGGAGGGGACUACGGCUUCCACAAAGAGAGGAGCGUGCUGGAAGGGAUCCAGGGACACAAGAACAUCGUGACACUGUACGGAGUGUUCACACACCACAGCAGCCUAGGGGUGCCCACACGCUGUCUGCUGCUGGAGCUGCUGGACGUGAGUGUGUCCGAGCUGCUGCUGAGGGCCGGGGCCCCGCACUGCCACAGGCCGCAGCAGGGCCACUCCAUGUGGCUAGUGCAGCACUGUGCUCGAGACGUGCUGGAGGCUCUGGCCUUUCUCCACAGAGAGGCUCAGCUUUCCACAGAGGGCUAUGUCCACGCUGACCUCAAACCUCGCAACAUCCUGUGGAGUGCAGACGACCAGUGCUUCAAACUCAUCGACUUCGGCCUCAGCUUCAAGCAGGGCAGGGCAACCAGGUGAGCUCCUCUCCCCACGGUCUCCAUGUAUCGUGAGUGUACCCGACAGGUCCGAGACUCCAACAGCAUGCACUUCCUGUCUCCUGUAUCCUGCCCUCUGGAGGUGAGCUGCACUGCACUGGACCUGUGGAGCCUGGGCAUCCUCCUGGAGAUGUACUCAGGAGCCAAGCUCAAGGACACAGUGCGCUCACAGGGAUGGGAGGACAAUAGUGCAGCUGUUAUUGACAAGAUCUUCGUCAGCAAGAGUGAGGCGCACCCUGCUAUUCCUGUGUACCACCUCCGAGACCUGAUCAAGAGCAUGCUGCUGAAGAGCCCUCAGCAGAGAUGCACUGCGUCUACAGCACUGCUCAGCCCCUUCUUCAGUAUCCCUUUUGCUCCACACAUCGAGGAGAUGGUGCUGCUGCCGUCUCCUGUCCUGCGCCUGCUCAACCUCAUCGAUGACAGCCACCUGCAUAAUGAGGACGAGUAUGAAGAUAUCCUGGAGGACAUGAAGGAGGAGUGUCAGAAGUAUGGCUCUGUGGUGUCUCUGCUCAUCCCCAAAGAGAACCCCGGCAAAGGACAGGUCUUUGUGGAGUACUCCAGCUCCAGUGACGCCAAAGAGGCCCAGAGGCUGCUGACGGGACGCACCUUCGAUGGGCGCUUUGUGGUGGCCACCUUCUACCCCCUGAGAGCCUACCGGAGGGGCUACCUCUACCAGACACUACAAUGAGGGGCCCCCAAGAACCUACUGCAGGGGCUAUCUUAACCAGACACAGUAGUGAGCCCUUUGAGAGCCAACCAGAGCAGUUUCCUCUUCCAGACUCUGCAGUGAGAGCUAACCCUGAGCACAAAUCAUAUAAAGGCACAUGGGGCAUAGUUGCAUCUUUGUUUUUCUCUUUAGAGAGAAGUUUGUUCUGGCUGGAAGUGAAGCAAGUAUUUAUUUAGAAAAUAUUAAUUAUUUUAAUGUUUUUUUUUAAAUGAAUCAACUCAUUUAAAAAUGAUUUCAGAUGUUCCACACCCUCCAUUAGCUUUUUGUUGAGUUCACAUCACAUUGCCAAAUGCCUUUUAGUUCACCACCUUUGCUUGACUAUAGUUUACUCAUGAUGUCAUAUAUUGUUUUAAGUCUGUGUGGUUCUCUAAAGACCAACAGCAUGUCCCAGCCCCAGGCUUGACCUUUGAGUGUGUCAUUGGACAGGAGGACCCCUGCUGUGUCCUAACGUGUACACACUGCAUAUUAGUUUUCUUCGAGUUGAUGAUCAAAAGCCUUCGUCUCUGCCUAAAUGAGAUAGACAUAGAUCUGUUGUAUUGCAUUUAUUGAUUUUCCAUUUUAAAUGAAGUGUGAUGAGGUCUGUUAAAGCGCCUUUUAAAUAAAUAUCAUUCAUAAGAAAACUAUAAAUCUAUCUUUUAUCCUAUAGAAAUAUAUCAUUGGCAUUGAUAAAAUGUUAUUGAUGGAAAAAAAGACCUUAACACAAGUGCCAAAAGGGUGUGUGGUAUAAAUUAAAUGCAAGAAAUAUCUUGGAACCGUUGGUUCUCAGCAGUUGUUUAUUUGUGUAAAAAGACAUGUGCUUUUUCUGGUAUUUCAUUUUAAAAUAUAACAUAUGUAGAUCAUCGUUUACAUUGAGUUGUAAACCACAAUAAUGGAUGUUUAGAGUUUAGACAUAAAAAAAUAGAAACUGAUCUUGACUUUCUGCUCAAAAUUGCAGAUCUGAGAGGCACCUCUUCAAUUAUGUAAUUUCACUGAAACGGCGAGCUGUCCUUGACGUGGUUUAAUUUUGAAAAGUGGCUUUGUGACAUUUUAGAACCCUAUAUCUAUCACUCUGAAUUUUUCAAAUGAUCACAGGGUAGAUGGUGUUCUGAGAACGACCUUACACACUACUACAGCCCUGUGUGUGACCCUUACACAUUACUACACCCAUGUGACUGACUACAGUCUUGUGUUGUGUGUGACCCCUACACACUACAGUGAAGAUGCAGUAGGCCCAGACUUUUCCACAUAAAGAGCACAAAAAGUAGUUUCUCUUUGUUUAUGCACAUGUAGAAGACAGACUGUAGCUCUGUGACUUUGCCCAUGUCUCCCUACCCCUGUUAUUGCUUUGCCUGAGAUGAAAAUGUGCAACUAUGAAACAUCUUGAAAGUGACUGUGAAGCCCUGGAUAUAGAAAUGAUAACCUAUUUAUUUUUAUAUUCUCCCAAGAAUUCCAGUGUUCUGUAUUGUAUGACCAGCUAUGUUCAUUCUGUGCUUCUACUGUUGGACUGUACCUUAUGCACACAGAGCACUCACCCAUAUUUUACUACUUUGUAGUUCUACUUAAUAAAGUGCACUUCUGCUUCCAGUA
Messenger RNA from Boleophthalmus pectinirostris (great blue-spotted mudskipper), 3411 nucleotides. Its product is annotated as U2AF homology motif (UHM) kinase 1. Gene Ontology annotation, molecular function: protein serine/threonine kinase activity; ribonucleoprotein complex binding; RNA binding. Lineage: Eukaryota; Metazoa; Chordata; Actinopteri; Gobiiformes; Gobiidae. Gene Ontology annotation, biological process: regulation of protein export from nucleus; positive regulation of translational initiation; peptidyl-serine phosphorylation. The transcript has 9 exons. Gene Ontology annotation, cellular component: nucleus; neuronal ribonucleoprotein granule. The record is from RefSeq and is a predicted model, not a curated record.